Molecule: messenger RNA, 1674 nt
Organism: Eleginops maclovinus (Patagonian blennie)
Lineage: Eukaryota; Metazoa; Chordata; Actinopteri; Perciformes; Eleginopidae
Product: PI-PLC X domain-containing protein 1-like
Exons: 7
Coding region: 171-1130 (319 amino acids)
Biological process (GO): lipid metabolic process
Molecular function (GO): phosphoric diester hydrolase activity
Source: RefSeq, a predicted model, not a curated record
CAGAAACCUGUUGGACGGCUUCAGGUGACCUCUUUUACCACCCUGGCACUGCGAGAGGAACACGGCAGCAUGGAGCUAACAUCACUGACAGUGUAAGGACUUCUGCUCUCUGAGGUUAGAAGGAUCUCAAGGAACGCUGGGAGUCACCUCGGCAGAGAAUAGAGAGGACGAUGUCUGCAGAAAAAGGCAGGAGCGAGGUCAGGAGCUACAGUGACUGGAUGUCCCGACUCCCACCUGAGCUCCACAACAACCCUCUCUAUGAUCUGACCAUACCAGGAAGCCACGACUCCAUGAGCUAUGACCUGGACCUCAGCUCUCGUAUAAUAGAACCGGAUCGACUGAAGAAACUGAGCAAAAUGUACUGUGUGAGGAAGCUAGUGUGCAAAUGGGGGAGGACUCAGGAGGAGAGCAUCACGAAGCAGCUGGAUGCAGGGGUUCGGUACUUGGACCUAAGGAUCGCUCGUAAGGACAACGACCCCGACCCCAAACGACUGUACUUUUAUCACGGGCUGCUCACCCACACUGAUGUGGAGACUAUCCUCAGGACGAUAAAUGAGUGGGCGGAGAGGCACCCCAGAGAGAUCCUCAUCCUGAGUUUCUCCCAUUUUAAAGGCUUCGUCAGGCGGUAUGAAGAUCAGCUGCACUGCCAUCUCAUCAACUUCAUCAAGACCUUGUUUGGAGCCAAACUCUGCAAAAGGCACCCCUAUCCCACCCUGAGGAGCUGCUGGGACAACGGUACGAACGUCAUCAUCUCAUAUGACUAUCCGGCAAGUAUGCACAAGGAGAUUUGGGGCAAAAUACCGUAUUACUAUGGCGACAGUAUGAGCAUCACAAAAGUUGAGUCCGUACUUCGUCACACUCUGGAAAAGGAAAGGCCCAACAAGUGUCUGUUCGUGUGUGGGCUGAACCUCACUCUGCCAGAGGACAUCAGAAUCAUCAAGUACAUCUUCUUCAGGAUGUGCGACAGCUUCACCAAAGUCAUCGCGUGGAGACUGCCUCGGCUGCUGCGCUGGGUCACACAGCAGGGGGCCAAAACUCCCAUGAACAUCGUGGCCUCGGACGUGGUGACUCUGGACGGCUUUGUCGCCACCGUUGUCCAGCUCAACACUUCGAAAUGUGUGAAAGUAUAGGAGAGUGUGUCUCAUUCUGUGUCUUUUUGAAGGAUAUUUUAAAAAGUGGAUCCGUCCUUAAUCUGUGCUGCAUAGUUGAAUGUUAAUCUAACUUAUGUCUUGAUCAGCACUACAGAAAAAGCUACAUUUUCUGAGUGUAUUACUGUUUAAAUGGCAGGUUGUUUAUAAAACACCGCAGUUGUUUUAAAGAAAUAUAAUAUGGCACACACACAAUUUACAACCGUUAUUUUCUGUGGCAUUUUUGAUUUUUAAUACAUUUGUAUCUAAUGUGCAGAGUCAGAUACAAAAGGAAUCCUUGUCUGAAGUACUGAAUUGUAAAUAAUGAAAACCAUAUAUUAAUUAUCAUGCACUUGUAUUAUGUUAGUGUGUGCAGGAAUCCAGGGAAAUAGCAUGUAUCUGUAUUAUAGUCCUACAUCUGGUGUAAAAGAUGCCAUUUUAAAUGCAUAAUUAAAUGUUUUAAAGACCAGGGGACAAUGCAUUCUGAGUGUCUGAGUGUGUGCUUAUUUCUUAUAGAAACUAAGGUUGAGCUUCCAAAAUUCCAAAA